Molecule: messenger RNA, 843 nt
Organism: Hymenoscyphus albidus
Lineage: Eukaryota; Fungi; Ascomycota; Leotiomycetes; Helotiales; Helotiaceae
Source: the annotation of a GenBank genome assembly
AUGGCGGAAGAAACCGCCCCAAACAUCGAAGUCUCUAACCUCUCCUAUACAUUCGCAGACCGCUCCGAAGGUCUCCAUAACAUUACCCUCUCCCUUCCACCUCGCUCUCGAACCCUCCUCAUCGGCGCAAACGGUGCAGGCAAAACGACGCUCCUCCGUCUCCUCUCAGGAAAACGUCUCGCGCCCUCUGGCACCAUCUCUAUCUCCGGCCUCGACCCGUUCAAAGACGGCCUCGAAGGUGUAACAUAUCUCGGUCUAGAAUGGGUCCUUAAUCCCAUCGUUCGAACCGACAUCGGUGUACGCGAACUCCUCAAGAGCGUCGGUGGAGACUUCUACGCUGAUCGCAAAGACGAAUUGGUUCGUGUGCUGGACAUCGAUUCAGAUUGGAGGAUGCAUGCUGUUUCCGACGGAGAGAGACGGAGAGUCCAGUUGGCCAUGGGACUUAUCAGGCCGUGGAGGAUCUUGUUGUUGGAUGAGAUUACGGUUGAUUUGGAUCUUUUGAGCCGGAGUAAUUUUCUGGGGUUCUUGAAGAAGGAGACGGAGGUUAGACAGUGUACGAUUGUUUACGCGACUCAUAUUUUGGAUAAUUUGGCGGAUUGGCCGACUCAUUUGGUGCAUAUGGGUAUGGGGAAGGUUAAGCAGUGGGGCAAGGCCGAGGAUUUACAGUUGAAGGACGAUGAGACGACGAGUAAUGGGAAUAGUCGUUUGGGAAUGUUGGUCCUUGGUUGGUUGAAGGAGGAUCUUGAGGAAAGAGGUCCUCGAAACAAUAUGGUUGGUAGCGAGGGGAAGGCUUACUUCAGUACCGGAGUGGGAGGCUAUGGUGCGGAGAAGAAACCAACGUAA